Messenger RNA from Bactrocera tryoni, 7411 nucleotides. RefSeq names its product voltage-dependent calcium channel type A subunit alpha-1 (gene cac). The record is from RefSeq and is a predicted model, not a curated record. The transcript is spliced from 35 exons. NCBI's taxonomy places the organism in Eukaryota, Metazoa, Arthropoda, Insecta, Diptera, Tephritidae. Gene Ontology annotation, molecular function: high voltage-gated calcium channel activity; calcium ion binding. Gene Ontology annotation, biological process: calcium ion import across plasma membrane; chemical synaptic transmission. Bases 1571 to 7399 code for a protein of 1942 amino acids. Gene Ontology annotation, cellular component: voltage-gated calcium channel complex; membrane.
AGUGCAUAGAAAUAAAAAAGUUAAAUACAAGUAAUUGUUUAUAAAAUAAUCAAAUCAAAGCCAGGCGUAUCACGCACACCACUGCCUCCCCAAUAAAAAAAAUAAAAUUAAAAUAAAAAUUGCGUGAAAAUUAAAAAAAAAAUGUAUCUCCAAUAUCUCUACAUACUGCAAUGUAUGCAGGUGUGAGUGUGUGUGCGUGUGUUUAUGUUUGCAAAUCGCCAAAAUCGUCGCAAUUCUCAUCUGUAAAAUUAAACCUCAACUCAUCAUAAUCAACCAACAACACCUGUAAAUAUUCAACAACAAACAAGCGUAGCCCAAUUGUGGCCGACUAUAUACUACCUAAAAAGCUAAAACAUAUACAAAUAAAUAUCGCCAAGUCUGGCGUGUAUACCGAAAAAUUUAAUUGCAAUUGAAGUUUACUAAUGAAUGCAAAAAUAUAUAACAACUUUCAGCCGCAUUAAAUUAUAAGAAGAGCAACAUUGCAAAUAUGUGUAAAUAAACAUUUUCUAAUUAAUCUGUGAUUUCUGUGAUUUAUUUUCUCUCGCAUUGAAUUUGCAAAAAACCAGAAAAUUUGUGAUUUUGCAACUUAUGCUAAAUACAAAGAUCAAACAAAUCAGCGGGUGAAAGUCAAAAGUCAAAGUAAGCUUCAACUUGGGUUACCGCUCACAGUGGUGACAUAUAGUGGCAUUGAAUUAUAUUAAUCUAGUGAAAUAGUAAAUUAAUCAAAAGUAAAAAACUAAACUAACCUGAUAUAAAUACUAAUAAUAAUACAACAUAAUAAAUGCUUAAGCAAUAAGUUACUGUAAAUAAAUGCAACAAGGUAGAAACUCCGUAUACUCAUCGAACCAAAGGAUUCAUCUUAACUUAAUAAUAACCAAUGCAACGGCGAUUAGAAACCACACUUAAGCAAAAAAUAAGCAUUAACGCACGGGAAAUAUAACUGCUAGUCAACAACAGCAACAAAUUAACUGAAGCUAAUUAGUGUAAAUCGUCCAUUACGUAGCUUGUGUAUAUAACAACUGCACACGCCUACCGCCUACUACGUAUAUAAGCAUUUACAUCGCUGACUGCUGCGUCAAAACUGCAGUACAUACAUACAAACGUAAACAUUUACGCGCUUGGCGGCGUUUAGUUAAAUUUGUCAUUUUUGUAUAGCUUGAGAUUCGCCACUAACCAAAAAAAAAAAAACACAAAUAAACUUGUUUAUUGCUUCGUUAAUUUUGCAAAAUAGAGUUUCCUUCGCCGUAAACGUCUGCUUCGAAUUUUCUGUUCGUUUCACUUCGUAUUUAUCUUCUUCUUCGAUCAACGCGUUAAACUGUUCGUGUCAUCAGUGUUAAAUGUCAAAUAGUCGAUUGCUUGCCACGUAAAUGACGUGUCAAUCCGGAGAAAUGAGUGUAGUCGUGCAUCUGGUGUAGCACAACUAUGGCCAAGCGGUCUUCUAUAAACCAUCAGAAUUUGGAUACAUUGACGGUUGGCAGCGGCUCAGGAAGCGGCGCUAGCAGGGCAUCAACAGGGCUCCACAAGCGGGGGGCACUCGGGUCGAAGGGGAGCCCAUCGCUUAGCUGAUAGAAUGGGUGGCCCAAAGAAAGACGACACACCACCCGGUGGUGGUCCAACAUCAUUAUUUAUCCUCACCGAGGAUAAUCCAAUUAGAAAAUACACACGAUUCAUCAUUGAAUGGCCGCCCUUCGAGUAUGCUGUGUUAUUGACAAUCAUUGCCAACUGUGUUGUGUUGGCUUUAGAAGAACAUUUGCCUGGGAGUGAUAAAACAGUAUUGGCUCUGAAACUGGAAAAAACGGAGACCUAUUUUUUAUGCAUUUUCUGUGUAGAAGCAUCGCUCAAGAUCCUUGCCCUAGGGCUUGUUCUGCAUAAACACUCCUACCUCAGGAAUAUUUGGAACAUCAUGGAUUUUAUCGUCGUAGUAACGGGAUUUAUGGCACUGCUCCCACAAAAAUGGAUUGAGGUAGAUCUAAAAACAUUAAGGGCUAUACGUGUGCUAAGGCCCUUAAAAUUAGUCUCUGGAAUUCCUAGUCUACAAGUAGUUUUAAAAUCCAUUAUAAAGGCUAUGGCGCCGUUGCUUCAAAUUGGACUUUUAGUCUUGUUUGCGAUCGUUAUAUUUGCAAUCAUCGGACUCGAGUUCUAUUCGGGUGCCCUGCAUAAAACUUGUUAUAGUUUGGAAGAUCUGAGAAGGUCCGUUAAGGAAGGCGAAUCAGAGACACCCUGCUACUCGGAUAAUUCAUCGAUGAGAGCGACUGGUUCAUUCACAUGUGAUUAUAACACGAGUAUGUGUCUGGAUAAAUGGGAAGGGCCAAAUUGGGGCAUUACUAGUUUUGAUAAUAUCGGCUUUGCCAUGUUGACUGUGUUCCAAUGUAUCACAAUGGAGGGCUGGACAGCAAUACUGUAUUGGACCAACGACGCUUUAGGUUCAGCAUUUAAUUGGAUAUAUUUCGUGCCUCUUAUAGUUAUAGGCUCAUUUUUUAUGCUCAACUUAGUUCUCGGUGUCCUUAGCGGUGAGUUUUCGAAUGAACGUAAUCGUGUCGAACGUCGCAUGGAGUUUCAAAAAUGCCGUUUUCGCACCAUGUUUCAAACUGCCAUGGUUUCAUAUCUCGAUUGGAUAACACAAGCAGAGGAAGUGAUCUUAGCCGAAGAGCGUACAACUGAGGCGGAAAAAAUGCACAUAAUGGAGGCACGGAGAAGAAAUGCGGCGAAGCGUAAAAAACUGAAAAGCUUAGGCAAAUCGAAGUCAACAGACACAGAGGAGGAGGACGGUGAAGAAGACUACGGGGACGAUGGAUAUCUAAAAUCACGCCCUAAACCUCAAGGCAGCUGUACGGGCUUUUGGCGGGCUGAAAAGCGCUUCCGCUUCUGGAUACGACACACUGUGAAAACACAAUGGUUCUAUUGGUUUGUCAUCGUACUCGUAUUCCUGAACACUAUGUGCGUCGCAGUAGAGCACUAUGAUCAACCACAAUUUUUAACAGAUUUUUUAUAUUAUGCUGAAUAUGUCUUUUUGGGUCUAUUCAUGUCGGAGAUGUUCAUCAAGAUGUAUGCGCUUGGACCGCGCACCUAUUUCGAAUCGUCGUUUAAUCGAUUCGAUUGUGUCGUCAUUAGUGGUUCGAUAUUCGAAGUUAUAUGGUCCGAAGUGAAAAGCGGUUCAUUCGGUUUAUCCGUAUUGCGAGCGCUACGUUUACUUCGUAUCUUCAAAGUGACCAAAUAUUGGUCAUCCUUGCGAAAUCUUGUGAUUUCGUUGUUGAACUCGAUGAGAUCCAUCAUUUCACUGUUGUUCCUGCUCUUCUUAUUCAUUCUAAUAUUUGCACUACUUGGCAUGCAAUUGUUUGGCGGGCAAUUUAGUUUUAAAAGCGGUACCCCCGAAACAAAUUUCAACACAUUCCCCAUAGCCUUACUUACAGUCUUUCAAAUUCUAACCGGUGAAGAUUGGAAUGAAGUCAUGUAUCAGGGAAUUAAAUCACAAGGUGGCUAUAAGAAAGGAAUGAUUUAUUCUGUAUACUUUAUCGUUUUGGUACUCUUCGGUAAUUAUACACUGUUAAACGUAUUCUUGGCUAUCGCUGUCGAUAAUUUAGCGAAUGCCCAAGAAUUGACAGCUGCCGAAGAGGAGCAAGUCGAGGAAGAUAAGGAGAAGCAAUUGCAGGAGCUUGAAAAGGAGAUGGAGGCGCUGCAAGCAGACGGCGUUCACGUAGAGAACGGUGACGGCGCAUCCAUACCGAAUAAGGCAAAGAGUAAAAAGAAAGAAGAGGAAAAGAAGGAGGAAGAAGAAGUGACGGAGGGUCCAAAACCAAUGUUGCCAUACUCAUCUAUGUUUAUACUAUCACCAACGAACCCUAUACGCCGCGGCGCACAUUGGGUUGUUAAUUUGCGAUAUUUUGAUUUUUUCAUAAUGAUCGUCAUCUCAUUGUCAUCGAUAGCGUUAGCAGCCGAAGAUCCUGUUCGUGAGCAUUCGUCACGAAACGAAAUCUUAAAUUAUUUCGAUUAUGCAUUUACCGGCGUAUUCACAAUAGAAAUGUUACUAAAAAUUGUAGAUUUAGGCGUUAUAUUACAUCCAGGCAGCUAUUUAAGAGAAUUCUGGAAUAUUAUGGAUGCUGUGGUCGUUGUAUGCGCUGCUGUUAGUUUCGGUUUCGAUAUGAGCGGUAGCAGCGCUGGACAAAAUUUAUCAACCAUCAAAUCGUUGCGCGUACUGCGCGUCCUGCGACCAUUGAAAACCAUCAAGCGUGUACCAAAAUUGAAAGCCGUCUUCGACUGCGUAGUGAAUUCAUUGAAAAAUGUUGUUAACAUUCUAAUCGUGUACAUAUUAUUUCAAUUUAUAUUUUCCGUAAUUGGUGUACAAUUGUUCAAUGGGAAAUUUUUUUAUUGUACGGACGAAAGUAAACAUUCUUCCGAAGAGUGCCAGGGUUACUAUUUUAAAUAUGAGGAGGACGAGUUACUUCCAAAGCAAGAGGAGCGCAUUUGGCGGCCGCGUAGUUUUCACUAUGACAACGUGGCGGCGGCAAUGCUGACGCUUUUCGCGGUACAGACCGGCGAAGGAUGGCCACAAGUUCUACAACACUCAAUGGCUGCCACGUAUGAAGAUAGGGGUCCCAUACAAAAUUUCCGGAUCGAAAUGUCCAUAUUUUAUAUUGUGUAUUUCAUUGUAUUUCCAUUCUUCUUCGUGAAUAUAUUCGUGGCCUUGAUUAUCAUAACAUUUCAAGAGCAAGGCGAGGCUGAGUUGCAAGAUGGUGAAAUUGAUAAAAAUCAGAAAUCCUGCAUAGAUUUCACGAUAGGUGCGCGCCCGCUCGAACGGUAUAUGCCCAAAAAUCGAAACACGUUCAAGUACAAAGUCUGGCGCAUUGUAGUCUCGACGCCAUUCGAAUAUUUUAUAAUGAUGCUAAUUGUGUUCAAUACUUUACUGCUUAUGAUGAAGUAUCAUAACCAAGGUGAAAUGUAUGAGAAAUCACUUAAAUAUAUCAACAUGGGAUUCACGGGGAUGUUCAGCGUUGAGACCGUACUGAAAAUCAUUGGAUUUGGCGUUAAGAACUUCUUCAAGGAUCCGUGGAAUAUUUUCGAUCUGAUCACCGUUGUGGGCAGUAUUGUCGAUGCGCUUUGGAUGGAGUUCGGGCACGAUGAUUCGAACUCAAUCAACGUUGGCUUCCUGCGUUUAUUUCGUGCGGCGCGUCUCAUAAAAUUACUCCGUCAAGGAUACACGAUACGAAUCCUGUUGUGGACAUUUGUACAAUCGUUCAAAGCACUUCCAUAUGUCUGUUUGUUAAUAGCCAUGCUCUUUUUUAUUUAUGCUAUUAUUGGAAUGCAGGUGUUUGGGAAUAUCAAACUAGAUACAAUGGAUAAUACCAUUACUAGGCACAACAACUUCCAAUCAUUUAUACAAGGCGUCAUGUUGCUAUUCAGAUGUGCAACUGGCGAGGCGUGGCCGAACAUUAUGCUGGCGUGCCUUAAGGGGAGGCCAUGCGAUGAAGAGGCCGACAAAGGCAACGAAACAUGCGGGUCAACGCUGGCAUAUGCAUAUUUUGUAUCAUUUAUAUUCUUUUGCUCAUUCCUCAUGUUGAAUUUAUUCGUUGCCGUUAUUAUGGAUAAUUUUGAUUAUCUUACAAGAGACUCCAGUAUAUUGGGUGCCCAUCAUUUGGACGAGUUCGUUCGUAUAUGGGCUGAAUAUGAUCCAAAUGCGACUGGUAGAAUACAUCAUACGGAAAUGUAUGAUAUGUUAAAAAAUAUGGAUCCUCCGUUGGGGUUCGGUAACAAAUGUCCCAAUCGCCUCGCCUAUAAGAAACUAAUACGUAUGAAUAUGCCGUUAGAUGACGAAAUGAGAGUACAAUUUACAACGACGCUUUUUGCGUUGAUACGCGAAAAUUUGAGCAUUAAGAUGCGAUCUGCGGAGGAAAUGGAUCAAGCGGAUAUGGAACUUAGGGAAACCAUAACGAAUAUUUGGCCUUUGCAAGCGAAGAAAAUGUUAGAUUUGCUUGUACCACCCAUAGACCAACUGAAUAAAGGAAAGUUGUCAGUUGGCAAAGUGUACGCCGGUCAAUUGAUAUUGGAGUCGUGGCGUACGACGCGGUUCGGACAAAUCGAUUCUGGCAUGCCGCGGAAAAAGCGCCACACUGAUGACGAAGAACGCUUACCAAGUCCAACAGCCGACGAUCAGCCGAAGCAAUCGUUCUUCAACUGCCUGCUCGAUAUGGCCGCACUCGAUAAGGGCGGAUCGCGCCAGGGUUCAAUUAGCUACGAAGCGAACGGCGACGGUGGUGCCAACUCACAAACGCACUUAUUAGCAAACACAAAUCAUCAUCACCUGAACGGUGAUGCCGAACACAAUAGUUUGGCAUCACUGGCUCGCCGGACUACAAUCAAAAAACGUUCCGUUAGAAACAAAAAGAUGCUGGAGCUGCAGGAUGCUUCGAGACAUCCCUCGCAGGAAUCCUUAACCGGUGCCGAUGCUGGUCAUUUACAUCCUGGUCACGCGUAUCACAAUGGUCAUCAUCGUCGUUCGCCAAGUUUAAGACAUAACGGAUCUCCAUUGGCCAGAUCUCCAAGUCCUAGACGGCGAGGCCAUCAAUACAUACAUCAUGAUAUUGGGUUCUCCGAUACCGUAUCUAAUGUUGUAGAGAUGGUCAAGGAGACCCGUCAUCCUAGGCAUGGAUAUGGACAUCCGCGUUAUCCAAGAGGUUCAUGGUCAGCAUCGACAAGUCCGGCCCGUUCGCCCUCGCCUUCUCGUUAUGGUGGCCAUUAUUCGCGCAGUAGGCGUACAGAACUGCCUUUUCCCACAUAUGGGACAACAAGUCUAUGUCAAAGAUCACGUUCGCCGAGUCCCGCUCGACUUCAGGAGAUGCGUGAACGAGAUAGACUUGGUUAUGGGAUUGAUAUGGGUGGUACUCAUGUUCAGUACAGUUACCCAACGCUGGCAUCGCGACGUGCUGGCAUGGGUCGACGUCUACCACCGACACCAAGUAAACCAUCAACACUACAGCUGAAGCCAACCAAUAUUAAUUUUCCAAAACUUAACGCAAGUCCAACACAUACACAUCACUCGACACCCCAUAGUGUUCAUUCUUUGCCACACCACCGUGAUCUGCUUCGGGAUCGUGCGAUGUACCGCGACCUGUAUAGCAGUAGAGAACGCGAUCGUGAUCGAGAGCGAUAUCGAGAUCACCUUCGCGACUACGAUAUGCGGUAUGAGUAUCGGGAUCAUGAACGUGAACUCUAUGAGAGAGAGCGUGAUCGUCAAAGGGAUUUCGAAAGAGAAAGACUGGAAUAUAUAGCGCCGCUGUCGUUUGAACAAGCGCUCGCUAUGGGCAGAACGGGUCGUGUACUGCCGUCACCCGUUCUAAAUGGCUAUAAGCCAAAAGGUGGCUUACACGCACGACAUUCGGAUUCGGACGAGGAGGACUGGUGCUAGCAAAGGCUUUGA